GACAUUGACUUCUCUCUAGCUGCGAAAGUCCUAGAUGCCAUCUUCUUCCAGUAGAAAGCGGUUUUAUCCACAAUGAAAAUCUUUUUAGAGUAGCCACCUUAGUCAACCAUCUUAGCUAGAUCUGGAGAACUUGCUGCAGUUUCUCCCGUAAAACUUGCGGCUUCACCUUGCGCUUCUAUGUGUGGAAGUGACUUCUUUCCUUAAACCUUAUGAACCAACCUCUGCUGGCUUUCUGCUUUUCUUCCGCAGGUUCCCUCACCUGUCUCGGCCUUCAUAGAAUUGAGGACAGUUAGGACCUUGCUGUGGAUUCAGCUUUGGUUGCCAGUCACACCAGCCGUCGGGCAAAGUUGUUGUUUUAAUCUCUCCAGACCACUCAGACUUCCUCCAUGUCAGCAAUAAGGCUGUCUUGCUAUCCUAUCAUUUGUGCGUUCACUGGAGCAGCUCCUUUAAUUUCCUUCUGGGGCUUUUCCUUUGCAUUCCCGCUCGGCCGUUUGAUGCAAGAGGCCCGGCUUUCUGACUGAGUUUAGACAUGCCUUCCUCACGAAGCUUAAUCAUUUCUAGCCUUUGGUUUAAAGUGAGAGAUGUGGGAUUCCUCCUUUCACGUGAGAGGCCAUGAUUCUAAUGUAGGAACUGGUGAGAAGAAGGUGACUGAAGCCUGGAUUUCUGAGGAUGAAAACUCACAUAGGACGACGUCAGACAAACUCACAGUGAUGGAGCUCCCCUCCCCCGAGUCUGAGGAAGUCCACGAGCCCAGAUUAGGGGAGCUCUUGGGAAAUCCAGAAGGUCAGAGCCUGGGGAGUUCCCCCUCUCGGGACAGGGGCUGCAGGCAGGUGACAGUGACCCAUUGGAAGAUCCAGACAGGAGAGACAGCUCAAGUGUGCACCAAGUCAGGAAGAAACCGUAUUUUGAACUCAGACCUUCUUCUGCUUCAGAGAGAGCUCAUAGAGGGGGAAGCCAAUCCUUGUGAUAUCUGUGACAAAACCUUCACUUUUAAUUCAGACCUAGUUAGGCAUCGGAUUUCGCAUGCUGGGGAGAAACCUUACACGUGCGAUCAUUGUGGGAAAGGCUUUGGCCAGAGCUCACACCUUAUGGAGCAUCAGAGAAUUCACACUGGAGAGAGACUCUACGUCUGUAAUGUGUGUGGGAAAGACUUCAUUCACUAUGCAGGUCUCAUUGAGCAUCAGCGUGUUCAUUCAGGAGAAAAGCCCUUCAAAUGUGCGCAGUGUGGGAAGGCGUUUUGUCACAGUUCAGACCUGAUUAGGCACCAGAGAGUUCACACCAGAGAGAGACCUUUUGAAUGCAAAGAGUGUGGGAAAGGCUUCAGUCAGAGCUCCUUACUUAUUCGUCAUCAGAGGAUUCACACGGGAGAAAGGCCCUAUGAGUGCAAUGAAUGUGGGAAAUCCUUCAUAAGGAGCUCGAGCCUCAUUCGCCAUUAUCAGAUCCACACAGAAGUGAAACAGUAUGAAUGCAAAGAAUGUGGGAAGGCAUUCCGUCAUCGCUCAGACCUUAUUGAGCACCAGAGAAUUCACACCGGAGAGAGACCCUUUGAAUGCAAUGAGUGUGGGAAAGCCUUUAUUCGGAGUUCAAAGCUCAUUCAGCAUCAGAGGAUCCAUACUGGGGAGAGGCCUUACGUAUGCAAUGAGUGUGGGAAGCGCUUCAGCCAGACGUCAAACUUCACCCAGCAUCAGAGAAUUCACACUGGAGAGAAACUCUAUGAAUGUAAUGAGUGUGGGAAAGCUUUCUUUCUGAGUUCAUACCUUAUUCGACACCAGAAAAUCCACACUGGAGAGAGAGUGUACGAAUGUAAGGAAUGUGGGAAAGCGUUUCUCCAGAAAGCCCAUCUCACUGAGCACCAGAAGAUCCACUCUGGGGACAGGCCCUUCGAAUGUAAAGACUGUGGGAAAGCCUUCAUCCAGAGCUCCAAGCUGCUUCUGCACCAGAUUAUUCACACUGGAGAAAAGCCCUAUGUGUGCAGUUAUUGUGGGAAAGGCUUUAUUCAGAGGUCAAACUUCCUUCAACACCAGAAAAUUCAUACUGAAGAGAAGCUCUAUGAACGUAGUCAGUAUGGGAGAGAUUUUAACUCAACUACAAACUUUAAAAAUAAUCAAAGUGUUCACCAAGAGGGACUCUCCCUGAGUAAGGCCCCCAUACAUUUGGGUGAGAGGUCUGUAGAUAAGGGGGAACACACAGAUAACUUAUAAAAUAAUUAUUCUCCCGCUCAAUGAGUGAUGUUUGGAAAUGCGUGGAAUUAGGAUUCAUGUGGUUUCUAAGAUUUGGACAUGUCAGAAUUUUGUGAGUCAUGGAUGGGGCUGCUUUUGGAGUGGGUGCCACCUGCCACUGUGCAGCACUACUAGGCUCAGCCCUUCUCAGCUGUGAGCACUGUCCUCAGGAGAGUCACAGGGCUUGACACCUGACUCUGAGCUGGAACAGUAGGGGCAGGGAGAAGACAGGUCUGAAGAAAAGGUUUUUAAAAAAUUUUAUCCCCAGUUAAACAGUCCAUCCCUGAGUUAAAUCCCUUUUAGAGCAGAACUGUGUAUCUAAUCUUAUUACUUAGGAGAAUGUUAACUAGGAAAUUUUGAUCUGUUAAGUUGAAGAAAGGUAACUCUAUACAAACCCCGAGCCAUUUCCCUGUUGUCCUGAGGAGGAACUUCAGGCCUCCCAUCGUGUGCCCUAAGGCCUCCUGAGUCCUGGAGCGUUGCCUCCCACUGCCUGACUUCCUGCCACAACAGUUAAUGCUGCAGCAACACCGACUGCUUCAUCUUCCCUGUGCUCCAUGCGGCUUCCUACCUCUCUCGCCUUUGUUCUUGUUGAAGGGUCUCUUCUCAGCUAAUUAACUCUGAAUCAUGGUUCAAGACAUGCUUCAGGCAUCAUGUCAAGGAUGUUUUCCCUCAGGCUUAGUUGGCAGUGCUCUGCACACUUCUGUGGCUCAGUGAUUACUGCUAUUACUGUUAUUUACUUGCAUAUGUCAGAAUGACUUGAUAGACUAUCUCUGUCAUUAUGCUCUUGAGUUCCUGAGGACAGUGAUCAUAUCUGAUUGAUUUCCAUGUGUCCACUGUCUAGCACAGGGCAAUAAAAAGUACACCCCUAAAUCUACGCGUAA
Nomascus leucogenys (northern white-cheeked gibbon) is the source of this 3100-nucleotide messenger RNA. It is a transcript of the gene ZNF623, whose product is annotated as zinc finger protein 623. Lineage: Eukaryota; Metazoa; Chordata; Mammalia; Primates; Hylobatidae. Gene Ontology annotation, cellular component: nucleus. The record is from RefSeq and is a predicted model, not a curated record. Gene Ontology annotation, biological process: regulation of transcription by RNA polymerase II. Gene Ontology annotation, molecular function: RNA polymerase II transcription regulatory region sequence-specific DNA binding; DNA-binding transcription factor activity, RNA polymerase II-specific. Bases 582 to 2201 code for a protein of 539 amino acids. The transcript is spliced from 2 exons.